Messenger RNA from Clarias gariepinus (North African catfish), 1486 nucleotides. RefSeq names its product apolipoprotein L3-like. The transcript has a single exon. Gene Ontology annotation, molecular function: lipid binding. NCBI's taxonomy places the organism in Eukaryota, Metazoa, Chordata, Actinopteri, Siluriformes, Clariidae. Gene Ontology annotation, biological process: lipid transport; lipoprotein metabolic process. The coding region runs from base 1 to 921 and encodes 306 amino acids. The record is from RefSeq and is a predicted model, not a curated record. Gene Ontology annotation, cellular component: membrane; extracellular region.
AUGGACGAAUCAUUCAGGGUGAAUUUCCUAUUUGAUGUGAAGGCACAAGACUUUAUCUUUAUAUUCGAUGAGUGCCAGUGCAGGAUGUUUCAGUUUCUGUCUGAUUUAGAGGAAGCUGCAGUUCAGCUGGACAAGAUGAAGAAGGGCUCCAACAUCUCCACCGUGGCGGGAAGUUCAGUCGGUAUUGCAGGAGGUGUUUUGUCUAUUGUAGGAUUAGCUCUCGCUCCCGUCACUGCAGGUGUAUCUCUGGCCCUCACACUCACAGGUGUUGGUCUGGGAGUCACCAGCGGGGUUAACGGCAUCGUCACAGGCAUCACGGAAAUGGCAGUCAACAAUCGUCAUGGCAAAAACGCCAACGACAUCUUCAUCAGUUUUAUGGAAGAUGUGCAGAAGAUCCUGGAUUGUCUGGAAGAUGUGGCCAAAAGGGAGUGUCUUUUACCAGGGGCUGAUGGGGCAACUAAAGGCCUUGAAUCUGGGAAACUGUUUGGGAAUGGUAUUGAUGCUCUUGAGGAUGGGGCUUUGGGUAUAACGCCUCUUGGGGCUGAGGAAAUGGUUGCAGCUGCAGUUAAUGUAGGACUUCAGGAAGCCAAAGCAGUCCGGAACAUUCCCCAACUUGCUGCAGAUCUUCCUGACAUUGGGCAACUGGCUAAAGGAGCUCCUGUGGCCCUUUCCCAGUCAGCCAGGGCUGGGCUUAUCGGCUUAAAUGCCCUCUUUAUUGGCCUGGAUGUACUGUUUAUCUGCAAGGACAGUAUCAGUCUAUCUAAAGGGAGCAAAAAUGAAUUGGCUCAACUCAUUCGCUCCAGGUCAGGUCUGUGGCGCUCAGAGGUGGAGGCGUGGGAGAAGAUCCAUAACUGUCUGUUUGAAGGCAUCUCAGGGUUUUACAAAAAUCGGGAAAUUCUGGAGCAGCCCUUCUGUCCUUAACAUCAACCUGAACUUAUGAACAGAAUGGAUACAAUGUUUAACUCCUCUUAGACACCUGAUUUAAUUCUGGGGUGGAGCUGAGUUUGUGAUGUCACUACAUAUACACCACAUCUUUGGGUCAUGUUUCUCAUUUGUUUAUUAACAUUGUUAAUAUCUGUUAUUUAAUCAAUUAGGAAAUUUAAUUGAUGCUUUGUUGGUUGAAUCAAUUAAUUGACUUGAUGGGACAGUUUUUGAUUUAGAAUCGGUUUCCAUUAUGAAAAUUAUUUACUUCACCUACAAAUGUUAAAGAAUUUAAAUUGACUAUAUGUUUUGAAAAUAUACCACAGAUUCUGCAGAAAAUAAAAAACACUUUCAUCUUUCGUGAAUAACAGAGUUUUGGGACAGCAAUGCUGUUCCUUCAUUUGAGGUUAUGAGUGGUUGGUGCAAUACCGCCACCUUCUGGACAAGAGUGUGAAGCAGAAGAUUAUCAGGAACAAAGGAUAGAGACAUGACAUUUCAACAAACAACAAAAAUAUUACUUUGACACCAGGGGUCCGUUCUUCAUACGUCGCUUGACACAGCCGAG